Bacillus rossius redtenbacheri is the source of this 4141-nucleotide messenger RNA. It is a transcript of the gene fmt, whose product is annotated as serine/threonine-protein phosphatase 6 regulatory subunit 2. The record is from RefSeq and is a predicted model, not a curated record. Gene Ontology annotation, molecular function: protein phosphatase binding; protein phosphatase regulator activity. The coding region runs from base 447 to 3059 and encodes 870 amino acids. Lineage: Eukaryota; Metazoa; Arthropoda; Insecta; Phasmatodea; Bacillidae. Gene Ontology annotation, cellular component: cytosol; nucleus. The transcript has 21 exons.
UUGUUAUGUAUUGUACAAUAAAGGGGUGUCGAGUAUUUAAAGUUUUAUUAAAAUUUUAUUUUAUUUAGUGUGUAAAUAAUGUCACUUGUUUUAAAACCAUGAAAUUGUUUAGGCAUGUUCGACGAUGAAUAUAAGUUCAAGAAGUUUGGUUUGAAAGAAAAUAAUUUUUUUUUUUUUUUUAACUAAAUUGUGGUUAGAGCGUACUGUACUGAAGUGUAAAUAAUUUUACUAAAUAGGUUAGUUACAUUUUUUUCCCUUUUUUAUAUUGUGUUGUGAAGUGAAUUUCCUCAAACUCAAUAACAAUAAAUAAUAAAUUUUAUAUGCAUAUAUUGGCUGUGCAGUAAAUGUUAAUUGACAUACAGGAGAAGUUCAGCUUUAGUGGUUGAAUGAACAGCGAUUUUGAGUUCUGUUUAAUAGGGUGGUCAGGAGCGUGAGUUGUCGCCACAAUGUUCUUCAAGUUCAAUCAGAACUCCUCUGCGCAAGUUGAAGCAGUGCUGAACAAGGAGGAUGUGACACUUCGGGAUCUCAUGGACGAAGAAGACACUCUUCAAGAAUGUCGAGUGCAAAACAAGAAACUCAUUGACUUCCUGGUGCGGCCGGAGGUGAUGGAGGAGCUGGUGACGCUGGUCACGGCGGCGCCGAGCAGCGACGCGGAGGAGCGCCUGCGCUACAAGUACCCCAACCUGGCGUGCGAGCUGCUGACGUGCGACGUGCCGGCCAUCAGCGAGCGCCUGGCGGGGGAGCCGCGCCUGCUGGACCGGCUGCACGGCUUCCUGGAGCAGGAGCGGCCCCUGGACCCGCUGCUGGCCUCCUUCUGGAGCAAGGUGGUGGGCGCCCUGGUGUCCCGCAACGGCGACCAGGUCUUGGAGUUCUUUAAGUCCAAGGCCAACUUCGUGAGCCUGCUCCUGAAGCACCUAGGCACGUCGGCCAUCAUGGACGCCACUCUGAAGCUCAUCACGCAGGUGGAGGGCGUCGACAUUCGCCAGAACGUGCUCAACUGGCUGGACAGCCAGACCGUGGUGCAGUCGCUGGUGUCGCUGCUGCGGCCGUGCGUCGACACGGAGCGCCAGAGCAACGCCGCGCAGCUGCUGUGCGACAUCGUGCGGCUGGGACGCGACGGCCUGCACGGCUGCACGGAGCGGCGCGACCCCGACCCGGUCCUCGCGCAGGUCGAGAACCCCGACACGGUGCGCACUCUGCUGGAGAACGUGCUGGGCGGCAGCGACAAGUCGGAGGCCUCCAUCGUGGGGGGCAUCUCCGUGCUGUUGGCGCUCCUGGACUGCAGCAGGCAGAGCGCGUGUGUGGCAGAGACGAGCGUGUAUGGGGCAGCGUCCCUGGGCACGGACGGCGCGGCUGGGGAGGAGAGGCCCCGCUCCAGGGUGGUGGUGUCGACCACGGCCGCAGUCGUGCCCUGGGUAGCUCGGCUGCACGACCUUCUGCUCAACCCGCCCGUGAAGGCUCCCGUGCGCACCACGGUGGGCGUGCUGGACCCGCCCCUGGGGAACGCACGGCUGCAGGUGGCCAGGCUGGUUGCCGCGCUCGUCAGCAUCGACGACGCAGACGUCAACAAGGAGCUGGUGCGCCUGGGCACCGUCGAGGUGCUGCUGGACUUGUUCUUCAACUACACGUGGAACAACUUCCUGCACUUCCAAGUGGAGCAGUGCCUGGCGUUUGCGCUGAACGCUCAGCUCAAGCCGGCCUCUGACGCCCAGCACAGCAUCCUGCUGGAGAGCAUAUUCAUCAGAUGCAAGUUGAUGCAGAGAAUACUUGAGGCUUGGGAUGGCAAUGAAGAUAACGAGUGCAGCAUCCAGGGCCGCAGGAAGGGCUACAUGGGGCACCUGGCGAACAUCGCCAACCACGUGGCGCAGGCGGCGGAGAAGGAGCCCCUGGGCUCUGCUAUCAGGGACUGGGUCACCAAGGACACCGUGGCGGCCUGGGAGGCCUUCAUGGCCAACGCGCUGGCCGAGACCAACCGCACCAACGACAUCCUGCUGGCGGGUGUGCACCCAGCGCAGUUCACCUCCGAGGACGCACAGGACUUCAGAGACAUCCCCUUCCCGCAGAACCCCGCGCUGCAGCAGGUAUUUUCAGAGUAUCAGAUAAACCAGCCUUCACCGCAGUUUAUCGAGAACUAUGGUUAUCACAAUGAUGAGUUCAGCGAUGGAGAUGAAAUAUCGUCGGGGCUGGCCACGGACCGCCUCGCCAGCAUGACCUUCACCGUCAGCGAGGAGGAGCUGGACCAGCAGGCGCAGGUGUUCCGCCAGGUGUGCCGCGGCAAGCUGGGCGCCAGCGACGCCUGGGGCCACGGCAGGCGGUGGGACGACGCGGCAGACAGCAGCUCGGAUGAGGACGAGCCGCCGGGCCCGGACCGGGAGGAGCAGGCCGACGCGGACGCCUGGGCGGGCGGCGAGGCGGCGGAAGGCGCGGGCGACGCCCCCGUCGCCGUGGACGCCGGCAACCCGUGGGCCAGCAGCGCGCCGCCCGCCGCCGGCUUCCCCGCUGGCUGGGCCGACUUCGACUCGGCGGGCUUCGCCGACUUCGAGGCCAACUUCGACCCGGAGGGCUCGUGCGACCUGGACGACCAGGCCACCGCCCCCUCCGCCCCCUCCGCCCCAGCCCUGCUGGAUCAAGACGAUGCGACCUGCACAAACGGCAACAGCCCAGAGGAAGCGGCGCACGGGGGCCUGGAACAAGAGCGCGUGGCAGCGGUGGGAGACGACGCUCCCUCCGAGACGACGCUGGCGGAGGGCACGGACAGCUGCGCGGCCGACGCCAACCAGAACCAGCCGGCCGGAGCAGACUCGCAGCUCCUGGACAACUACAGGUUCCUGUCGACGCAGGGCAUGAUCUCCGAGAACUCUGCUGGGGAGAGUGGCGGGAGCGACGAAAGCGGCGGCAACGGGAAAGGGAAAGAUGUAGAGGCGGAGCUAAACGGGCCGGUCGUGACUCCUGAACUGUCCGGUGCCACAGACGACGACACGGCGUCUUCCAAGUCCAAGGCGGAGGAGGGGGGCGCAGAGACCGGACCACCGCCCGUAACGCCCAACGGGCCCGUCUGAGCACGGCCGCCGUGCUACUUCAUCCUGCGGGACCUCAUAUCAGGCGUAGCCGCCCGCGGUCCCGACACUGCAGUGUUCAAGUGCUCCGGAUGUUCCUUCGAGGUGCUCUGCCUUCACCACAUAUCUAGCGUGUUAUUUACAGUGCAGUCGAGUUUUGUAGGUUAUUACAAAUGGGAAAGUAUUUGAACUGUGCGGUAUUGUGCCACCGUUUGUAGUUUGUCAUUUCGGAAUAACCUUACAACAUUAGUCUGCAACAUUCUCGCUCUCAAUUGUAGCAUGUUGUCAAGCGUAUUUGGCUGGAUCCUGUGUGGUGAUAGUAUGUAUUACUAAACAUCCACCGUUUCGUUGUAUAGAAUGAUAUGAUAUGAUAUGCAUUAGUAAUUUUUCUGUGAAUUUUUAAAAAUAAGAACUUGCAAAAGUACUUUUUGAAUGUUAACUGUCAGGUCAAUAAUGUUUAUUAACUGUGUUCCUGCACAAUGUUCUUGUGUCAUGCUUGAUUUGUAAUAAACAUACAUGUCAUAGGUAACAAUUGAAGCAGGAUGUACGAUGAUGUGUUACGCAUUGUUAAUUGUUCAACUAAAUAAGUUCUUUCAAAAAUGUCGACUCUGUAUGUAUUUACGAAUUGUUGCAAUUUAAGCAAUAUUAAAAAAUACACUAUCAUUGUUGAUUCAUCUACAUUUUUUAAGCUUAAGAAUAUUUUUGGCAUUUUGUACAUAAAUUGGUGUAAUAUAUGUGUGUUGAACUUCCUCCGAGCUUGAGGGAAGCCCUGACGGUCCCUGUGCCGAUGCUAAUGUUUGGUGGCCUUGAACCUAAAAUAAGUAUUAUUGAGAACCAUUGUAGGCAGUUGUAGUAAGCUCAUUAUUACUGGAAGCUGUUUCUGAUUUACUUGGGAUGAAUUUAUUUAGUGCAUAAGUUUUAAUGCUUUUUUUAAUUUCACAAUUGUGUCAAGUACUUUUACGUUAAGAGCAGGCUAGGAGUAACGUUGCUGUAUGAUUCAAAACAACUGAGAAUACUCGUGUUCAAAUAUUUUUAAUGACAAAAUUAUUGUUGUAAAAUUGAUGAAAAUAAACUGUAAAUGCACA